This is a messenger RNA of Agrilus planipennis (emerald ash borer), 3432 nucleotides long. RefSeq names its product acetylcholine receptor subunit alpha-like (gene nAChRalpha4). Gene Ontology annotation, cellular component: synapse; postsynaptic membrane; neuron projection. Gene Ontology annotation, biological process: chemical synaptic transmission; regulation of membrane potential; nervous system process. The record is from RefSeq and is a predicted model, not a curated record. Bases 67 to 1461 code for a protein of 464 amino acids. NCBI's taxonomy places the organism in Eukaryota, Metazoa, Arthropoda, Insecta, Coleoptera, Buprestidae. Gene Ontology annotation, molecular function: transmembrane signaling receptor activity; acetylcholine-gated monoatomic cation-selective channel activity. The transcript is spliced from 9 exons.
GGCACCACGGACGAGCGUCGUUGUCAGUAGUGCGCGCGACGGCUACAAUGUAACAUCGGCGUCGCGAUGCUCACGUUGGUAUCGGAAGCGUUACGGUGCUGGAUCCUGUCGGCUUUGGUGGUUAGGUGCGCCGUGGCGGGUAAUCCCGACGCCAAGCGUCUAUACGAUGACCUCUUGUCGAACUACAACAAACUGGUCAGGCCGGUGGUCAACACCUCCGAUGUCUUACGUGUCUGUAUCAAGCUCAAACUUUCCCAACUGAUCGACGUGAACUUGAAGAACCAAAUAAUGACAACGAACUUAUGGGUAGAGCAGUCAUGGUACGAUUAUAAACUGCGAUGGGAACCGAAAGAAUAUGGCGGUGUCCAUAUGCUUCACGUGCCUUCUGAUCACAUAUGGCGGCCUGACAUUGUCCUGUACAAUAACGCGGACGGCAACUUUGAGGUUACACUUGCAACGAAGGCGACCAUCUACAACCAAGGUUUGGUCGAAUGGAAGCCGCCGGCCAUUUACAAGUCCUCGUGUGAAAUUGAUGUCGAAUAUUUUCCAUUCGACGAACAGACCUGCGUCCUGAAAUUUGGUAGCUGGACAUAUGACGGUUUCAAGGUAACGUUGUCGAUAUCCAUUCUUAUUAGUCUCCAUGUGUUUUUUUUACUGGUUGUUGAAAUAAUUCCUCCUACGUCACUGGUAGUGCCUCUUUUGGGAAAGUAUCUUAUAUUUGCAAUGAUAUUGGUCUCAAUAAGCAUUUGCGUCACUGUCGUUGUUCUAAAUGUCCACUUCAGGUCACCACAGACCCAUAGAAUGGCUCCGUGGGUAAAGAGAGUCUUUAUUCAUAUUCUUCCUAGAUUACUUGUUAUGAAAAGACCACAAUAUUUAUAUGAAAAUCACAGAUAUGUGUCAAAACAUCUAAUGAUGCACGGUAAAGAAUCGGAGCCCUACUUUUACCCCUACCAGGCAACAGAAGGAGAUAGCGAUUACAGCCCGAAGAAGAGCUUAAGCCGUUCUACUUCACACGACGAUUUGUCACCUAGGUUGACAGUGGGUCAAUUUGGUGGAAGUUGCCAAAUUCAUGGUCCCGUGGUGAUGACGCAUUCAGAUUCCGAAAACAUCACGUUCAACAGGGAAGACAUAGAUCCUCCAAUUAAGAGUCAGAUAUUCAUCAAUCCUGCAUAUUCUCAUUCAAGGUGUCCUCCUGAAGUGCAUAAGUCAUGUCUAUGUGUUCGCUUCAUAGCGGAACAUACGAGGAUGCAAGAGGAUUCCACUAAGGUAAAAGAAGACUGGAAGUACGUUGCAAUGGUACUGGAUCGCCUUUUCCUUUGGAUCUUCACUCUUGCAGUGCUCGUGGGCACUGCAGGUAUCAUCCUCCAAGCGCCCACCCUUUACGACGAUCGAAUUCCUAUUGACAAGAAGUUUUCCGAAUUCGCCACCACAACAGUUGUUCGAUGCCCUCCACAACAGUAAUCGUUCAUCAUUAUCAUUUGCCUUAAAUCAUCGACGAUACUCAUCAUAUCAGCUCGCAUUUUUGAAACUAAUCAUAGGGUUUUAUAUUCAACAGCAGUUACCAAAAGUUACGGAAAGAAGAUGAUAACGAUAAUGACGAUAAUAAUUAUAAUAAAAAUAAUGGAAAUUGUUUAAUUGAAAUGCAUGUACUUUAAUGCUCUAACUGUAAAGUGUGCUCACUAGGGUUAAUAAUAUGUAUAGUUUUUAAAACUGUGUUCAUUAAGGAAAACAAUUCCCAUGAGUUUUCACGAAUCAAGUCAGCUGCGCCAAUUUCAUAAUGGUACCCACCUUUAAGCCAAAUUAAUAACGUAGUCUAUCUCAUACCUUUAUCUUCAGUCCCACAGUAUGCUCAAAUGAACGAUUUCAAAGAAAGUACAAAUGCAGAUGAUUAAAGAACAUUUGUUGUAAUAGUCAGAGCAAAUAGCUAUCUUUGGGGGUGGGGGUGCAUUCCAAUCCAAUAGGCAAUAAAUUCGUAAAGGUACAGGUAGCAAAAGUACCUCCCCAAACUCAUCUAUUGCUGAUCUCUGUGGGACCAGCCACAUUACCAUGGAAAGCAAAGCAGUUACUGCAGUAGAUUGACUUUAAAUUAAAAAAACUCACAACAAUUAUUUUAGCAAUCAUAAAAUUUAACCAUGUCUACCAUCUGCGCAUUUUCGCACCCAGUUGUUUGCAAUCAUCUCCACUGAUAUCUACUCCUAACUGUACCACUGUAUAAAGAUUAUGUACAGUAGGUUCACUCAGUUGAUCUACCUAAAAUAUCAACAUUUUUUGCAGGCCAUCAUAGAUUAGCUUUAUGUCCACUGAACUGUCCUAUAAGAGGACGGUUCAAUAGAUUUAUCGAAGUGUUUAAAUACAAAAUGAAUUUGUACUGUAACUUUACGGUGACACUCUGUAUAAGUCAGACCCUCCUUAACGGAAAGUCGUAGAUCAAGUGAUGAAGCGUCGGCAGGCGAGGGAGGUAUGGGCGUGGUUGGGAAGUGAACCUACUGUGUAGAAUCUUUUUGCUGUGACAGUACUUUAUGUCAGUAAUAACGUGGUUGUCUUGACUUGUGAAACAUUUUAUAGAUACAUCAUUAAUUUUUAACGAAAAUUAUAUUCGAUAUGAUAAAUAACUGUACCUAUUAAUCGCCACUUGGCAGUUGACGUAUGUAGAUUGGAGAGGAAACAUUUUUUUAUCGAAGCUAGAGAAAAUAUUAUACGAACACAUUUACUUAUUUAAAAUGUUAUUUAUAAAUCUGUUAAUAAUAAAUAAGGUUUUAUUCAAACCAAAGUUAGCGUCACAGUUUUUGUACAAUACAACGCUAGAAGAAGUGCCUCAGUACGGCCCUGAUUCUAGUGAAUCCGCUAAUGUGACUGAGAAAGUGUUACAAUAAAUGUGUUUUUCAAUGUGAAAAGUAUCAAUUCGAAAUAGUAAUACAGUCAUUAACAACUGCACAUGUGGUUGUAAAAGUCGAUUUACUGUAACAAAUUAAAGUAUUCAAAAAGCUGCCAAAUUUUGAAAAUCUUUCGUAAGUCUGAUUAUAAAUUGUAUUUCUGUGAACAUUUUGUUGUUAAUCGUUAUACUUAAUAAUAAUUAUCUCUCUAGUUCGUUUCAACGACCUAUGCGUAAUAACAAUUAGCCUAAUCGUAAAAUAAAGAACAAAGAAAUUGUUAUUGGUUUUUGUUAAAAGUGUAAUUAAUAAUAAUAAAUGAAAUUGAAAAUAAAUAAACAAGUAGAAAAAUAAACGAUUAAAUGUUAAAUAGAAGCUAUAGAAAUAGACUGCAAGUCUGUGGGAACAUGUCAUGUAUAUAAUAUAAAAGUAUAAUAGGUAAUAAUUAUUAGAGAUUAGCAGAAUGGUUACAAAUACUUAUAGAGAUUAUUAUGCAUUGUUAUAUAAACUGUUAUUUAUAAGUAUUAAUAUUGAUUUUGUAAACGUGCUUGAAUGAAAGAAA